Aspergillus pseudonomiae is the source of this 1848-nucleotide messenger RNA. Its product is annotated as major facilitator superfamily domain-containing protein. Lineage: Eukaryota; Fungi; Ascomycota; Eurotiomycetes; Eurotiales; Aspergillaceae. Gene Ontology annotation, biological process: siderophore transmembrane transport. The transcript is spliced from 5 exons. Bases 1 to 1848 code for a protein of 615 amino acids. The record is from RefSeq and is a predicted model, not a curated record. Gene Ontology annotation, molecular function: siderophore-iron transmembrane transporter activity.
AUGGACCGAGUCGCAGAAACUUCCAAGGAGGCAGAGGAUUCAAUCUCCCCGCAUGCCUACCAUACAAUGUCAGAAGUUACAAACCUGGACAAAUCCGGCAACCAAAUAGUCGCAGAGGCGACCUCAGCCGACGACGUGGAAAAGCAAUCCGAUACACAAAGUCUUCAGGCAGGUGUGCAGAGGGCAGAGAUACUGCGCAAAGGAUGGACGAAGAAGGGCCUAUAUAUGGCCUUUGUCGGUCUGUUCAUCGCAACGCUUGCAAUCAACUUCGGUGAUUAUUCCACCCAGGUCUACGUCCCGUACACCACUAGCGCCUUUAAGCAACACUCUGCAAUGAGCGCCGCUCGCGUAGUCAUGAACAUCACGCGCAUUGCUUCCUACCCUGUUAUUGCGAAACUUGGGGACGUCUUCGGUAGAGCUGAGAUGUUUAUUCUAGCCAUUGCAGCCUCCACGCUUGGCUAUGUCAUCUACGCUGCUUGCGAAGACAUCGCGCAGUAUAUGGUCGCUGGUAUCUUUGAAGCAAUCGGAUCAACAGGCUACGCACUCACACAGCAAGUUUUCGUCGCGGACGUUACCAACCUCGUCAACCGUGGUAUCUGGUCCACACUUCCCGAUUCCCUCACGACAGUCCCCACGUUAUACUUGGGCACGAUUGUUGCACAGCGUAUGCUCGACCAUUCGACCUGGCGAUGGGGUUGGGGCAUGUGGGCCAUCAUCACGCCAGUCUGCGCCGUGCCUUUGAUCGGAACAAUGCUAGUCUAUCAGCGACGCGCACCAAUCAAGGUUCCCAUUGCGAAAGCCAUGGGCUGGAAGGAAACCGAUACGUGGUAUCAGCGCGCCUACCGUCUCCUCUGGGUGGAGCUGGACCUACCGGGUGGUGUCCUCCUGUUGCUCGGACUGGCCCUAUUGCUGGUCCCCAUCGCCCUGACAGGUUCUAAUAACAGCAACGCGUGGCACAAGGGCAACUUCAUCGCCAUGCUAGUUCUUGGUGUCGUGUUUCUCAUUUCGUUCGUCAUCUGGGACGCCCGGUUCGCGAAGAAGCCGUUCGUGCCAUACCGCAUGAUCAAACAGCGUACCGUAGCAGCAGCAUGUCUCCUCGGUGCACUCGACUUCUUCCACUACUCGGUCUUCUCCGUCUUCUUCACCAGCUACCUCCAAGUCGCUGGACACUUCAACGCCGGCAACGCCACCAGAAUCGACAACUCCCUCCGCGUCGCCUUCCAAGUCUCGGGCAUCUUCGCCGCCUUCUUCAUGAAGUACACCAAACGCUCGCAAAUCUGGGUCCUCAUCGGCGUGCCCCUCUGCAUCCUGGGCAUGGGAAUCCUCCUGUACCUGGUUGACAUGGGCGACGGCCAAACCGGCAACGAAGCAGCCUUCGUGACGGCCAAAUCGCUCAUCGGCAUCGGGCGCGGCUUCUACCAAACCGCUGCCCAGGUCUCCGUCCAAGCUGUCGUCUCCCGACAGGAAGUAUCGGUCGUGACGGCCGUUUUCUUCGCGUCGAUGAGCAUCGGCGGCGCCAUUGGGACCAGCGUGGCUGGCGCCAUUUGGCGCAGUAAUCUGCCCCGCAAGCUGAGCAUGUAUCUGCCGGAUGAGGCGAAGGGCCAGGCGAAGUCGAUCUUUGGGUCCAUUGUGGUAGCCCAGAAGUAUCCUGUGGGUGAGCCUGUCAGAAUCGCGAUUGAUCGCAGUUAUCGGGAGUCCCAGCGGCUGUUGGCUAUUGCUGCUAUUGCGGCUCUGGCGCCUAUGCUGGUUAUUAUGUUCUUUUUGAAGAAUGUGCGUUUAGAUGAGAGGCAGACUGAGAAGGAGGAGGAGAGAGAGAUGGUGGAGCAGAAGAAGGGAGAUGCGGAAUGA